AAGAUUCAUCAACGCGUGCGCGCCUUUUAUUUGUUUUUCUGUUUGCGAAGGAGAAGUAGAGAAGGAAGAACAAGGCUAUGGUGAACUGCUUCAGAUAAGGAAGAUGACAAUUCAAUCGCCACCUUCGAUCCGCUGCCCAUGCAUUUCUCUCCAUUCCACCUUCCAUUUCGUCUCUUUCAAUUCCCAUUAUCUUCUCCUUCCUGCAAUUUCUCCACCCACUAGAAGAGCGUUCUCUCUUUCUGCAUUUAUCUCCACCGCCAUUUCGACCUUGCCCUCCUCCUCUCUCGCCGCUCCUUCCAAAUCCGCCGCGCCGGACUUCUUCGAGCUCCCGGACUCGGCCGUCAAGGCGCUGGAGCUUCGCAUUGGCUCAGGGGAAACCCCCCUUGACGGAGACCAGGUUGCAGUUCAUUACUAUGGAAGGUUGGCAGCAAAGCAGGGAUGGCGCUUUGACACAACAUAUGAUCACAAAGAUGAAAAUGGGGAGCCCCUUCCUUUCACAUUUGUUCUUGGCUCUGGGAAAGUUAUUGCGGGAAUGGAAGCAGCUGUGAAAUCCAUGAAAGUUGGCGGCAUCCGUAGAGUCAUCAUUCCACCAUCCCAAGGAUAUCAGAAUACAUCUCAAGAACCCAUUCCACCCAAUUACUUUGACAGGCAGAGGCUAUUUACCACCAUUUUUAAUCCAACACGUCUAGCAAAUGGUGAAGGUUCAAGCCUUGGAACUUUGAUAUUUGACAUUGAGCUACUUCAAAUAAGGCAUCUCGCCAAGAAGUUUGCAUCUCCGGGUUCCUGAAAACAUCCCCUUCAAUCCACCGGGGCGAAUUUAGUAAGGGUCGGGUUGAAAUCUCCUCAACUUUUUGCCCUUUAUAUGAUAUAUAUAUAUAUAUAUUGGCAUAGUAUUAAAACUGCUAGUUAAUCCGAUAGUAGAUUUACCUUCUAAUUUCCUGUAAAUUCAUAUUCACGUUUCACUCGUUAUAUUUAUUUUUACUAAAUUAUAUAAAACCUCCGUCAAUAAACUUUCCAAAUCUGCCACUGUAAUCCACUCUACUGUUAUUAUAUUCAAAUUUUGUGCAUUAUAUCCAUAUGUACCGAAUCUACAACUUCGGAGGGUACAAUUUCAUAUAAGAUUGGCUAUUUGGACGCUGAGAUGAUAUAGGAUGUGGGGAGUUCUAAUGUCUGAGGAGUUCUGAUGUCUGUGUUUGGGUUUGGGUGUGCAGAGUUGAUAUGUCUGUGUUUGGGUGCGCAUAAUUGUUAUGUCUAAGUUCAUAUGUUUGUAUUUGGAUGUGUAGAGUUGUUAUGUAUGAGUACAUAUGUCUGUGUUUAGGUGUGCAAAGUUGUUAUGUGAGUGCUAUCUGGUUCA
This is a messenger RNA of Benincasa hispida (wax gourd), 1354 nucleotides long. Its product is annotated as FKBP-like peptidyl-prolyl cis-trans isomerase family protein. The record is from RefSeq and is a predicted model, not a curated record. Gene Ontology annotation, molecular function: peptidyl-prolyl cis-trans isomerase activity. Lineage: Eukaryota; Viridiplantae; Streptophyta; Magnoliopsida; Cucurbitales; Cucurbitaceae.